Molecule: messenger RNA, 1633 nt
Organism: Schistocerca serialis cubense
Lineage: Eukaryota; Metazoa; Arthropoda; Insecta; Orthoptera; Acrididae
Product: calphotin-like
Exons: 4
Coding region: 29-1540 (503 amino acids)
Cellular component (GO): extracellular matrix
Source: RefSeq, a predicted model, not a curated record
CUUCACCCACUGCUGACCACUAGACAUCAUGGCUUGCAAGGCACUCAUCUUAGCGGCAGUACUGUCGCUGGCCCACGCCGGCUACCUGGGCGCACCUGCAGUCCUCGCGCCAGCCGCACCCAUUGCUAGGGCUUACGCCCCCGCCAUCGCCGCCGCCCCCAUUGCCAGGGCGUACGCCCCCGCAAUUGCUGCCGCUCCCAUCGCCAGAGCAUACGCCCCAGCCAUCGCUGCUGCCCCCAUCGCCAGGGCCUACGCCCCAGCCAUCGCUGCCGCCCCCGCCAUCCGCGCUGCCCCUGUGGCCGUCGCCGCCCCCGCCGCAGUGGCUGCCGAGUACGACCCGCACCCAGAGUACAGCUUCGCCUACAGUGUCAACGAUGCCCUGACUGGUGACUCGAAGACCCAGCACGAGAGCCGCAGCGGAGACGUCGUCCAGGGCAGCUACAGUCUCGCCGAGCCCGACGGCUCCAUCCGCACCGUCGACUACACCGCCGACCCCGUGAACGGCUUCAACGCCGUCGUGCACAAGGAGGCUGGUGCCCACCCCGCUGUUGCCGCCGCCCCCGCUCCCGUGGCCGUCGCCCACGCUCCCGUGGCCGUCGCCGCUGCCCCAGCGAUCGCUGCCGCCCCCGCCAUCGCCGCCGCGCCAGCGCUGGCGUACGGUGCCGGCCUCGGCUACGGUUACGCGAGGGCGGCAUACGCUGCCCCCGCGAUUGCCGCCGCCCCCAUCGCUAGGGCAGCCUACGCCGCUCCCAUCGCCAGGGCUGCCAUCGCUGCUCCCGCCCUCUCCUAUGGAGGCUACGGAUACGGCGGUCUGGGAUACACGAAAGCUAUUCUUGGGAUAGCGAACGCGAGGGUUAUCAUUUUCGUGGCGACACUGUCGUUGGCCAACGCUGGAUACCUAGGCGCUCCGGCGGUACUCGCUCCAGCAGCCCCCAUCGCCAGGGCGUAUGCCCCCGCCAUCGCUGCCGCCCCCAUUGUUGCUGCUCCCAUCGCCAGGGCCUAUGCGCCAGCUAUUGCCGCCGCUCCGGCCGCGGUCGCCGCAGAGUACGACCCACACCCCGAGUACAGCUUCAGCUACAGCGUAAACGACGCCAUCACUGGAGACUCCAAGGCCCAGCACGAGACCCGCAGCGGCGACGUGGUCCAGGGCAGCUACAGCCUGGCCGAACCCGACGGUUCCAUCCGCACCGUCGACUACACGGCUGACCCCGUCAACGGUUUCAACGCCGUCGUGCACAAGGAAGCCGGCGCCCACCCUGCCGUGGCCGCCGCUCCCGCCCCCGUGGCGCUCGCCGCCCCCGUCAUCGCCACUGCCCCCGCCAUCGCCGCCGCCCCCGCUAUCGCCGCCGCCCCCGCUCUGGCCUACGGCGCCGGACUUGGCUACGGCUACGCCGCGGCCGCUCCCAUCGCUGCGGCAGCCAUUGCUGCACCCGCCAUUGCUGCAGCCCCCAUAGCCAGGGCAGCUAUUGCUGCGCCAGCUCUCGCCUACGGUGGAUACGGCUAUGGCAGUCUGGGAUACACUAAAGCCAUAUUUGGCUAAACUGCACUUCACCAAAUUAGCGCCGAAUAAUUUAUGAAAGUUUCCAUUGAUCAUAUGUCCAUUCUUACAUGUAAAUAAACCAUUUUCUAUUCA